Messenger RNA from Neomonachus schauinslandi (Hawaiian monk seal), 1002 nucleotides. It is a transcript of the gene OLIG2, whose product is annotated as oligodendrocyte transcription factor 2. Gene Ontology annotation, biological process: oligodendrocyte differentiation; myelination; regulation of DNA-templated transcription. Gene Ontology annotation, molecular function: protein dimerization activity; DNA-binding transcription factor activity. The transcript has a single exon. Lineage: Eukaryota; Metazoa; Chordata; Mammalia; Carnivora; Phocidae. The record is from RefSeq and is a predicted model, not a curated record. The coding region runs from base 31 to 1002 and encodes 323 amino acids.
CUGCGAAAGCUGCGACUAUCCCUCGGGGCCAUGGACUCGGACGCCAGCCUGGUGUCCAGUCGUCCGUCGUCGCCAGAGCCCGAUGACCUUUUUCUGCCCGCCCGGAGCAAAGGCAGCGGCGGCAGCGGCUUCACGGGAGGCACAGUGUCCUCGUCCACGCCGAGCGACUGCCCGCCAGAGCUGAGCGCAGAGCUGCGCGGCGCCAUGGGCGCGGCGGGCGCGCACCCCGGGGACAAGCUGGGCGGCGGCGGCUUCAAGUCAUCCUCGUCCAGCACGUCGUCGUCCACUUCGUCGGCGGCCGCCUCGUCCACCAAGAAGGACAAGAAGCAGAUGACAGAGCCCGAGCUGCAGCAGCUACGCCUCAAGAUCAACAGCCGCGAGCGCAAGCGCAUGCACGACCUCAACAUUGCCAUGGACGGGCUGCGCGAGGUCAUGCCGUACGCGCACGGCCCGUCGGUGCGCAAGCUCUCCAAGAUCGCCACGCUGCUGCUGGCGCGCAACUACAUCCUCAUGCUCACCAACUCGUUGGAGGAGAUGAAGCGACUGGUGAGCGAGAUCUACGGCGGCCACCACGCGGGCUUCCACCCGUCAGCCUGCGGCGGCCUGGCGCACUCGGCGCCCCUGCCCGCCGCCACGGCGCAUCCCGCGGCCGCCGCGCACGCCGCGCACCACCCGGCGGUUCACCACCCCAUCCUGCCUCCCGCCGCCGCGGCCGCCGCGGCCGCCGCCGCCGCCGCCGCCGUGUCCAGCGCCUCCCUGCCCGGCUCCGCGUUGUCGUCGGUCGGCUCCAUCCGGCCCCCGCACGGCCUGCUCAAGUCCCCGUCGGCCGCGGCGGCGGCCCCGCUGGGGGGCGGGGGCGGGGGCAGCGGGGGCAGCGGCGGCUUCCAGCACUGGGGCGGCAUGCCCUGCCCCUGCAGCAUGUGCCAGGUGCCGCCGCCGCACCACCACGUGUCGGCCAUGGGCGCCGGCAGCCUGCCGCGCCUCACCUCCGACGCCAAGUGA